AUGGCCUUAAUUCAUUUGUUUCAGCGCCAAAUAUACCAUGUACAGACGACAAAGAUUGCUCUUCUAAGGCCAAGUGCGAGCAUGGACUGUGCGUUUGUCAAGGAAACCGAGUGGGAAACGGCCGCGAAUGCAGAGGUAACCAGUCAAGUAGACAAAUAAGAGCGACGUACUGAUGCUUAUCGUCGAGUCUUUGUUGCUCAGUGCUGCAUUUCGUCGGGGCGGGUAAUCCGAGGGUUUGAGGUUUAAUUCCGCACGAAGAAUAUUUCCUUUGUCUCACUUUUAUGACAUAACGAUAAAACAUCCCUCUCAUUUAUCAAGACAACGUUCUCCAUUUCGAGUCUCAUGAGAAAAAAAUGUGAAUUCUGAAUUUUUUAGACGCCAAGGUGUGCACAGGGAAAUGUAGACCAAAGAAAACCAAAGGUAUUAAGUGUCUCGUUGAUCCAAUGA
This is a messenger RNA of Pocillopora meandrina, 447 nucleotides long. The record is from the annotation of a GenBank genome assembly. NCBI's taxonomy places the organism in Eukaryota, Metazoa, Cnidaria, Anthozoa, Scleractinia, Pocilloporidae.